This is a messenger RNA of Bolinopsis microptera, 1389 nucleotides long. RefSeq lists its product as uncharacterized. Lineage: Eukaryota; Metazoa; Ctenophora; Tentaculata; Lobata; Bolinopsidae. The record is from RefSeq and is a predicted model, not a curated record. Bases 1 to 1389 code for a protein of 462 amino acids. The transcript has 3 exons.
AUGCAUUUCAACGUUAUGUUCCAGCAGGUGGUUGGUAAAGUGCCCCCGGGGAAGCCUCAUCAGUACAGCGACGAUCCAACUGUCGUUAAACUUUCAGCAGAGAGAAAGUCCCUUCAGCAAGAAUGUAGCCUCACAGGGAUAAGUGACAGGAGUGGCCUCAGAAAAAGAAUCAACCAUCUCAAACGUACCAUCAAAAAGAGGUUGAAAUCUAUCAACGAGGCCACUGCUAACGCCCUAGUAGAUGUCAUCAACAACACCGACAGCUGCAGAAGCAUGUUUGAAGCGAAUAGAACUUUGGCCCAGUGUAGGAUGAAGAAAGAUGGAGUGACUGUCCACGAUGCAGACGGCAAAACCUUAGGUUCUGACUCAUUAAAAGCAGAAGCUAUUAAAGAAUACUUUAAUAAUGAGUGCAAUGAAAAAGAUGAACCCCAUCUCCCAGCAUUCAUAGACCCUCCUGGAAGCCUCCUCUGUCCCAUAACACCUGAAGAAGUUGGCCGUGCUGUUAUGAAGCUGAAAUCCGGUAGAGUGUGUGGCCCUGACGGUAUACCUAAUGAGCUAAUGAAAGCUGCUGGAUAUCCCCUCCACUGUGAGUUGGCUAGGAUCUACAAUCUCUCCUUUGACGCCAACACAUACAUCCCAGCUAUUGGAGAAGGUAUCCUGACACCCCUUCAGCAGCCAGGAAAACCCCGAGGUCCGGUAAAGUCUAUCCGGCCCCUCACAUUGCUUAAUGGAACUAGAAAAGUCCUAUCCCUCGUAGCCUUGAACAGAAUCAAUUACCACGUUGAUAUGUACACUGGACCUUGGCAGGCGGCAUACAAGCAGGGUCGCAGUUGUGCUGACCUGUACCUCCUCUCAAAUACAAAGCUCAAGGUGACGGUCAACAGAGCUGAGUCUGGUGAAUUCGUGAUUAAUAUUGGAGCUUACCAGGGAGACAGUCUGGCAGGUAAAGUGUUUACAUUGACCCUUGCCGGUGCCCUGAAUCACAUCAGAGCCGUGAUCAGUGUCACAAUCCCUAGACCGAACCCCCCAGUCUCUGAUAGAAGCCUCCCGUUAGAGUCCGCCUAUGCUGACGAUGCUGAGCUUCUGAGUGAAGAUGGUCAGAGUCUGGUGAAGAUACUAGAGAUUGCCAGUGACAUACUAAAGGACUGGAGUCUCUUUGUUAACGAAUCAAAGACGGUGUUUACAAGAGUGUAUUUGGCAGGAACAGAUGCUUUAGAUGCCCAUGGCAAUAAAAUCAGAGGAAAUGAAGAGUGGCGACAGUCAGUGCUAUUAGGAUCAAAGCUCUGUUCAGAAAGAGAUAUUGUCAACAGACGCAACAAAGCCAAUGUUGCCUUCUACACCUACAAGAAAGUUGUACGAAGCUCUUGUCACUUCAGUGUUGUUGUAUAA